Messenger RNA from Exophiala xenobiotica, 3701 nucleotides. RefSeq lists its product as uncharacterized. Lineage: Eukaryota; Fungi; Ascomycota; Eurotiomycetes; Chaetothyriales; Herpotrichiellaceae. Gene Ontology annotation, cellular component: nucleus. The transcript is spliced from 2 exons. The record is from RefSeq and is a predicted model, not a curated record. Bases 73 to 954 code for a protein of 293 amino acids.
CUCCAGACAUCGUUGAAACUACUCUUCGCGACACCUUUCAUCGUGUAGCAAGUCCAGAUCUCGUCACAUACGAUGGCAUUGAAUAGCCAGUCAAGCAAAUUUCUUUCGCACGUCCUCCGCGGCUCCAAACAAACCCCGACUCUCCUUCGCCAUGCACAUUCUUUCUCCAGACCUUCCUUGCGAAUGCCGCAAGUCGCAACGACGUCCACAAGUCCUUCCUCGUGUCCCUAUGCCUCCUCGAUCUUUUUGUUGAACGACGGUGUCCAUGCUCGAAAGCGGCGUAGAUACUUCUCCACUGCUCAAUUAGAUGCGUCCGAUGACGGCCGGGUAGAAGAGACAGGAGCCACACGCGGCCAGCAAUCAGCUAAUGAAGGUGUCGGAGCGACUGGUCGGAAAUCUAAAAAGCCAAAAGCACCGGUUGAGGUUGGAGAUGAUAUUCUCUCAUCGAAGGAGGCGGUCGGAGCAGGAAAUGUCGCAUCUGCAGACAGGGACGGUAGCAAGAGGAAAGGGAAGAAGCGACUGGAGUUGAAAGACCUAGCUGAAUCCAGGAAGCAAAAGUCAGAGCCAUGGCAAACGCAAAAAGACGCACUGAAGAGGAAAUUCGGUGACGCAGGUUGGAAUCCUCGAAAGAAACUGUCCCCAGACACCAUGCAAGGAAUUCGAGCUCUGCAUGCGGAGGAUUCAGAGAGAUAUUCCACGGCCUCACUGGCAGAGCACUUCAAAGUCUCACCUGAGGCCAUUCGUCGCAUACUGAAGAGCAAAUGGGGGGGAUCCGAGAAGGAAAUGGAGAAGAGGAGAGAACGAUGGGCCAAACGACACGAUCGGAUCUGGGAUCAACAAUCAGAAUUGGGACUGAGACCGAAGAGAAAGACGGACAAAGCAACAGAGGAGCCUGAUGAGUUUGAAGAGAAUCUAAGAGCGAAGGAGAUGUUGGAUAAUGCGCGGAGUGCUUGAUGCAGCAAUAACCUCCGGCUAUGUUCAUUGAGUUGAGAGUACAAGCUAACUCUGUUGUCUGUUCUUCACUUGGUGCGUCGAACGCCUUGAAUUGCCAACACUCGUCAUCUCAUCCCAGCCUUGACUCUCACACCAAGCUGACCCAACGCUGGAAGGUCUCGGAAAAAACCCAAAGGAGGACGAACACAAGCCAGGUGCAGGACAGAACAUCAGGAACUGCCAACCACCAACUUGCUGCUGUCCAUUUGAUGACUUUGCGCUCUGGUGCUGGACGCCACAAUUGCUUUUCUUGAUCGUACACCAUGCACUUACGACGCUUUGGCAUUGUGGGUGGGAACAUGACAUAGAUAACUGGUGCAAGGUACAGAGGGAUAUUGUCGAUCAAGCCAAGGCCAGGAAAUCCGACACUUGUAAUGAUCUUGAACCAAAAGUCUGGCGUUGGAUCUUGAAGCUGAGCUCCGACAACCCGCUUGACAAUCCAGGCAUGGAGCACGAAAAGACCACCAUGGUAGAGAAUACCCUCACGGAAGUGGAUCGUCAAGAGUCGUCGAAGCAUUCCUCUGGGGCGAAGCUUCCCGUCACGCUCUUUGAUACCAGUCGAAGUCUUUUCGGCACCACUGACGUCAAAACCAAGAAGCAGAUUGAAUCGUCCAGGUAUCAUGAUCUGCACGACAUCACGAGUGAAGUGGUUUGCCAGCCACGCAUUUGUUGCCUGACGACGACGCAAAUUCCAGAAGACGCCAUUGCGAAUAGACUUGAUAUCGGACCACUUGCCAACCAUGAAUCGGACAGUGUAAAGGGUCACGAUGAUCUUCAGGGCGUUGAAAGUUGGAAUUGCAACAACUUGUCCAUACCGCAUGGCUUGCAAGGCGCAGACCAGACCAACCAUCUUGAACACGGUGUAGAAGUGGGGACGCAGACAGUGGUGGAACAUGGCAAUGCGUUGAACACGUGUUGCACCUUGCAGACGGCGGUCAAAGGCGAACUUCAACUUGAAGGAGUCGACAAUGUGGCCAGUCCACUGCCUUUGUCAGUCACGGAAAGGUUUUCGAACCUGGAUCAUCACUUACCCAGCGGCGACGUUGCUUCAAGUGAGGAAUCAGACCGUCUGGUUGAAUACCCCAUUGCAUGACCUCAUGUACAAGCGAAAUCUUCCAGCCUUUACCAUGAAGCAUCCAACUGGUAAUCAGGUCUUCGGUGAUGGAAAACUCUGGAAAGCCUCCGAUGUCAACCCAAGUAAGAUGACGAAUGAUGAAGCCGCUUCCAGGACACCAUGCAGCGUUGACACUGUCACGGAUACCAUCGUCAGCGCCUGGACCGGUGACAUUUGCCUGAUACAGAGGAUCAUUGUCGGGGAUGUUGUAAUGGUGCUAUGACUUGUCAGUAAGUGCUGGGUGUAAGGUGAGGUCGGUCCAACUCACCUGAGCACAAGUGACCAUGCCGACACCAUCGUCGAUGAGUGCAUGAGGUAUAAGAACACGAAGGCAGUCAGGUUCCGGAAUCAUGUCAGCGUCGAAGACAGCUUUGAAUUCAGCCGGUUUGUCAAAUCUUCUGAUGACCGUGUUGAGAUUGCCAGCUUUGUAUCCAUGGUUCUUGUCUGCCUUAACGCGAGCCCAGUAGAAGAGGUUUGGAUAUUUGAUGGAGAUUCCCUCACAUGCUCUCUGGAGUCUUUCAUCCUUGCCAUCAUCGGAAAGGAUGACGCGGAACUUGUCUCGGGGGUAGUCAAUCUGCAGAGCAGCCUUGACAGUGUCGAGGACAAUGUCACGAGGCUCGCCGCAAGAGACAAUGAAUACAUCAACUGUUGGGACCUUGUCACCGAUGAGACGGAGGCUGGGACGGGGGACCUCGCUGCGGAUGCAGUUGACCAAUAGUCGCCACAAAGAGUCACAAAUGCCUCCCACUAUAAGGACGUUAGUUGAGACUGGUCACGACGGGAACAUGGUCAUUGGUCUCUCACUGUUCUCAACACAUUGACCCAAUGCAAACAAUUUUGCAGGGAACAGCACUUCCGCAGAAGCAUUGCUUGCCAGGAUGUUGAACCAGAGUAAGAUCUGGUAGGUGACAGUGCCCAGGAGACCCAUGACAGCAAAGAAAAUUGCAGUGGGGGAUCUUGGGUUCAAAGGCUUAUCACCCAGCUGGACAAUGUUGUACAGAGGAUGAUUGUACAGUUUGGUGACCUUCAGGUCCUCAGGUGAGAUGACGUCCAGCUCACGGGUGCCAGCAUCAGAGUCAGCCAUGAUAAGAGGAGUGUACUGUAUACCUGUAUACAGUCACAGGGGAGGAGUAAAGAGUCUUUGAGGAUGACUUAGGAUGAGAAAAGGUUGUUGUUGUGAUGAAGGUGGUUCAGGAAAGUGAUGAGAUGAAGACCGUUCAAGAUGACAGCAGCGUACUUCGACGGCGUCCUUGUGGGGACUCACGAAGCUGCUCACGGACAACCUGAUACGGCUUUCACGAUGGGAAGAGAGUGCAGGAUCUUAUUCUGAUGUAUGAAAGUUGAAAGGAUGGAUUGUGGAGGAGAGAAAGUUGGAUGAAGAAGGGAAGAGAGAUGAGAAGCUUUUCACCUCAAGAGACACUUGGAUUUGGCUGCAACCACCGACGAGGAAGGACAGCCGGCCCUGCCUGCGCUACUCGGUGCAUUCACCAGGACCAGCACUGCAGGAAGUUCUCUAUCUUGGUCUGUCAAUCCUUCUCUGAGUCUUUGCUAUCUGUUCCUAGCCUCCAGGCUGCUGCUGUCCACUCUUGUGCAG